Messenger RNA from Theobroma cacao (cacao), 2108 nucleotides. RefSeq names its product heat shock cognate 70 kDa protein 2-like. Gene Ontology annotation, molecular function: ATP-dependent protein folding chaperone; ATP binding. The record is from RefSeq and is a predicted model, not a curated record. Lineage: Eukaryota; Viridiplantae; Streptophyta; Magnoliopsida; Malvales; Malvaceae.
AUGGCUGGCAAAGGUAAGGGAUGGGCAAUCGGGAUCGAUCUGGGGACUACCUACUCGUGCGUAGGCGUUUGGCAACAUGAUCGUGUGGAGAUUAUUGCUAAUGAUCAGGGGAACAGAACGACACCGUCUUACGUGGCUUUCACGGAUAGUGAGCGUUUGAUUGGCGAUGCUGCUAAGAACCAGGUCGCCAUGAAUCCUACCAACACUGUCUUUGAUGCAAAGCGGUUGAUUGGGAGGAGGUUUAACGACGCUUCCGUCCAAAGCGACAUCAAGUUGUGGCCGUUCAAGGUUUCCCCCGGCGCCGGUGACAAGCCGAUGAUUACAGUCACUUACAAAGGUGAAGAGAAGCAAUUUGCUGCGGAGGAAGUGUCCUCGAUGGUCCUCAUGAAGAUGAAAGAGACAGCGGAGGCGUAUCUGGGUUCAACAGUGAAGAAUGGCGUUGUCACCGUCCCUGCAUACUUCAAUGACUCACAGCGUCAAGCCACGAAGGAUGCUGGCGUCAUAGCAGGGCUCAAUGUCAUGCGGAUCAUCAAUGAACCGACCGCUGCUGCUAUUGCUUACGGACUUGACAAGAAAGCUAGCAGCGUUGGUGAGAAAAAUGUGCUCAUCUUUGACCUCGGGGGUGGUACUUUCGAUGUGUCUCUCCUUACCAUCGAAGAGGGUAUUUUCGAAGUGAAAGCCACGGCUGGAGAUACACACCUUGGAGGGGAAGAUUUUGAUAACAGGAUGGUGAACCAUUUUGUGCAGGAGUUCAAGAGGAAGAACAAGAAGGACAUUACAGGAAACCCAAGAGCGUUGAGGAGAUUGAGAACUUCUUGCGAAAGAGCAAAGAGAACUCUAUCUUCCACGGCUCAAACUACUAUUGAGAUUGAUUCUCUGUAUGAAGGUAUUGAUUUCUACUCUACGAUUACUCGGGCUAGAUUUGAGGAGCUCAACAUGGAUCUUUUCAGGAAGUGUAUGGAGCCGGUUGAGAAAUGCUUAAGGGAUGCUAAGAUGGAUAAGAGUACUGUACAUGAUGUUGUUCUUGUUGGUGGAUCUACUAGGAUUCCCAAGGUACAACAGCUAUUGCAGGAUUUCUUUAAUGGAAAGGAGCUCUGCAAGAGCAUCAACCCUGAUGAAGCCGUUGCCUACGGUGCUGCUGUACAAGCUGCCAUUUUGAGUGGUGAGGGCAAUGAGAAGGUUCAAGAUUUGCUUCUUUUGGAUGUCACCCCUCUCUCCCUUGGGCUGGAAACUGCCGGUGGAGUCAUGACUGUUCUUAUUCCAAGGAACACCACGAUUCCUACCAAGAAGGAACAAGUUUUCUCCACUUACUCGGAUAACCAACCUGGCGUGUUGAUUCAGGUCUACGAGGGUGAGAGAACAAGAACAAGGGACAACAACUUGCUUGGUAAAUUUGAGCUUUCCGGCAUUCCACCAGCUCCUAGGGGCGUGCCUCAAAUCACUGUUUGCUUUGACAUUGAUGCCAAUGGCAUUUUGAAUGUCUCUGCUGAGGACAAAACCACAGGCCAAAAGAACAAGAUUACAAUCACCAAUGACAAGGGCAGGCUGUCCAAGGAAGAGAUUGAGAAGAUGGUCCAAGAAGCAGAGAAGUAUAAAUCGGAGGAUGAGGAGCACAAGAAGAAAGUGGAGGCUAAGAAUGAAUUGGAGAAUUUUGCAUAUAACAUGAGGAACACGGUCAGGGAUGAGAAGAUUGAUGCUAAGCUCAAUCCAGCUGAUAAGAAAAAUAUCGAGGAUGCAGUUGAGCAAGCCAUCAAUUGGCUAGACAGCAAUCAGAUGGCUGAAGCUGAUGAGUUCGAGGAUAAGAUGAAGGAGCUUGAAAGCAUUUGCAACCCUAUCAUUGCCAAAAUGUACCAAGGUGCUGCUGCUGAAGCGGGUGGUGGAACGGGCGAUGAUGCAGCUCCAGCUCGGGGAAGUGGAGCUGGCCCCAAGAUUGAGGAGGUUGAUUAAGAAUGAAAUAUAAACAGGUCAUAUACAGCUGGAUUCUAAGAAAUCUUGAUUCGGAUCUUCAGGAUAAUAAAAAUUUGGGGCCAUAUUUCGAUUUUGUUUUUGGAUUUUCUUUUUCUGAACUAGGUGGAUUUAGAACUUAGAUUACACUUUUAAUUGAUGUU